Molecule: messenger RNA, 3888 nt
Organism: Ichthyophthirius multifiliis
Lineage: Eukaryota; Ciliophora; Oligohymenophorea; Hymenostomatida
Product: WD repeat protein
Exons: 8
Molecular function (GO): protein binding
Source: RefSeq, a predicted model, not a curated record
AUGCCUGUAAAAACUAAUUUGUCUAAAUUUUCUAUGCAUCCAACAAAACAUUAAAAUAUUAUAAUAACUGGUUAAAAUUAUUUUCGAAUGUGGGAAGCUUUUUUUUAAGAAAAAUAAUUCAAAGAAUCAUAUAAUCCAUUAGUUCCUUUAAAAAUUGAAAAAGAAAAUCGUUUUUUAGACCAUGUAUGGGUAACUACUACAGCCGCUCCAAUGCUUUUAGUAUUGGCAGCAGGAAAUCUAAUUCUAAUUUUAUAAAAUGAUGUUUUAAAAAGAACUGUAGAAAUAGAAGUCGGAAAUUUAAAUAUAGUUGAAGCACAUGUAAACCAAAUUAAUUUAGGAGAAUAAGAUAUAGAUGAUAUUUACGGAAUAAAUAAUGUUAUGGAUGAUAUGAUAAAAAAUAGUGGAAACAAAGAAGAAAAUGUAGAUAGAAAUGCUCCUAAAUAAAUAAUGAAUAAAUAAGAAUUAGAAUUUAUGUGUAUUAAUUCAACUAAAAGAGGUUUUGUAUUAGGUGGAAACAGAGGUUGCAUAUGUAUAUAUGAUAUAGAGAAAAAUUAAUAAAUAAUUAAUACUAUGAGUUUUGAAAUGAAAAUGGCUAAUAAUGAAGAUCAUAAAAUAUUCUAUUUAUCAAGUUCUAGUAACGAUAGUAUUAUUACAAUAGCUUCAUAUGAACCUGUGGGGAGUAUUGCAUAUCAUUAAUUAAAUACUUUUCAAUUAGAUGCUGAGAUUUCACCUAUAUAGCCAUUUUUUAGUACUGGAUUUCAUUUUAAAAAAAUAAACUGUAUAACUACUUCUAUUACAAAGAAUAUUUUCGCAACAUGUUCUGAGGAUAAUACAGUAAAAAUCUGGAAUUACUUCUAGAGUGAAAACUAGGAGAAAAAAGGAAUCAUUAGUCAGUAUUUUAAAGAAGAGCCUUUGUCUAUUUCCUUGCAUCCUUUUGGCAUGUUUAUCUCCAUAUGUUUCAAUAACGGUUUCAAGAUUUUCGCGAUUUUAAACGAUUAAUUAUAUCCUUUGAAAGAAGUCAAUUUAACCAAUUGUAAGAUUGUUAAAUAUGCACAUGGAGGACAUUAUUUAGUCACAAAUGAAAAAAAUGCGAUUAUUUUAUACGAUACUAUAUAUUAUGAAGCCACUUAAAUUCUAGAAGGACAUCCAUCUUUAAUAAGGGAUAUUUGUAUAGCCAGUAAUGAUAUAUAUAUAGUCUCUACGUGCAUGAAUGGGUAUGUUUUCUGCUGGAAUAUUCUAGAAACAAACUAGAAUAUGUCGAAGACCUACGAACACUAGGAAAAUUCAAUUUAUAAUUGCAUAUAUUAUGACUUAAAUGUGUUAAAAAAAGAGGAUAAUAAUAGCGAGGAUGCAAACUUAUUCAUAGGGUGUUCAAACGAAAAAUAUAUAUGCAUAUAUAGGGAUAAAAAUAAGGAAAAAAUAAAAAAAUUAGUCGCGGAAUUUCCAGUAACAGACUGUUAUAUUACUUCUAUUGCAGUUUCAAAUAAACAUAAAUGCAUUUUUAUGGGAACUAAUAAAGGGAAGAUUAGGGUUUCAGUCUGGCCAAUUGAUGACGAGGCUUUAGAGUAUGAAUAAGCAAAUUAAAACUCGGUUUAAGUUAGUUUAAAAUAACCUGACUUUUUUGAAAUUUCAGUGCAUUCUAGUUCCAUUACUAGUAUAGUACUUUCAUAUGAUAAUUAGUAUUUAUUUACAGGAGAUGAAGAUGGAUAAUUGUUUGUAUUGGCAGUUUAGGAAAUUUAAAAAAAUAUGGAAAAAAUAGAAAAUAAUAAUAUUAAAUAAGGAGAAAAAAUAGAUAAAAAUAUUAAUAAUAAUAACAAAUUGGAAGAAAAAAAAGGAAAUAAUAUAUAAUAAUAAUAAGGAAAUUAAAAAAAUGAAGAUAAAUAAUUUAUAGAAUAGACAGCAAAUGAUCUUUUUUUAGCAAAAAUAUCGAAGAUUAUUGAAAAAAAUGAAUAGAAGAAAAAAUUAUAGUUUGAAGUAGUGAAAUUAGAAUAAACCAAAAAAAUUGAAACUUAAAAAUUAGAUAAUUAAUAUAAAUAAAAUAUGGAUACUAUUAAUAGAGAUUUUAAAAUUAGUAUAGAAAAUGAUUUGAAAAUGAAAGAUACUUUUGUUUCCAAGUCUAAUGAAGAAUAUAAUAGGUUAUAUGAAGAAUAUAUUAAUGAAUAAGAAAAUAAUAAAGAAAAAAUAUAAAGUCUUAAAGAAUUACAUAAAUAGAAAAUUGAGUAUGAAAAUAAAAGAAAUCAAGAUUUAGCAAAUGAAAUCGAGAGAGUUAAAUAAUAGCAUGAAGAAGAUUUAAAAAAUAUACUAAAAUAACAUCAAGAUGAUUUAAAGCGACUUAAACUUAUCUUUUACGAAAAAUGCCAAAAAGUUUAGGUAAAAUACUCUAAUGUAGUUGAUAAUACAAAAAUAUUUGGUAAUUAAUUUAUUGAAAGACUGGAUAAUUAAGAUAUUGAAUAUGAGAAAGAAAUCGAUGAAAAAAUAAAGGAAUUAAAAGAAGAAAUAUAAUAAAUAAGAAAAGUAAAUGAAGAUUUAGAAAAGAAAAACUAAGAAUAUAUUAAAUAAUAUGAUACAUUAAAAAAGGAAGACGAAUAAAAAUAAAAAGAAAUAGACGAAUAAUUAAAAAAACACAAUGAAAUUAGAAUGGAAAAUCUCAAAAAUGAUUAAGAUAUAUUAAAAAUGUAACAUUAAUUAUUAGAAAGACUAUAAGUAAUUGAUUCGAAAGAAGAAACUUGCAAAGCAGCAAAAGACGAAUAAAUAAAUUUGGAAAACUUUAGGUAUAUGUUGAAUUAAAAAAAAAGAAGUUUAUAGAUGGAAAAAGGAACUCUUUUAGAUAAAAUUUCAAUAAAAGAGUUGAAUUUGAAAAAUAUGUUUAAUGAACUUAUUAAAGAAUCUAAUGAAAAUGAAUAGAAAUAUCAAAAACUUAAAAAACUUAAUGGAGAAAUUAAAGUACUCGAAAAUUCAGUUAAAAAAUCAGAAGUUGAGAUAUUUUUUAAUACUAAUAAACUUACUUAAUUUUAAAAUUAAUUAUAAAGUAUAAUGAAAAAUUAAGAAAGUGUAACUGUUGUAGGAAGAAAACUAUAUGAAAUGUUAGAAAAAGCAAAAGAUAAUCAAGAAUUAAAAAAAUACUAAAAAUAAAAAGUUAUAACAAAUGAUGAUAUAAAAGAAAUAGUAAAGAUGAAAUAAGAAAAACCAAAUGAAGUAAAUGACGAAUUAUUAAGGUAAGGAAAAUGGAUGACUAAAAAACUUCAUUUAAUUAAAAUUACAUCAGAAAAACUAAAAAAAAUACGUGGUGAAAAUAUUAAUACAAUAUUAAAUUAAAACACAAAAUUGAUAGAAGAGUGUAAUAUGCUGCGAGGAGAAAAUGAAAAAUAUAAAAAAGAAAUGAAAAAAAUAGAAAAAUUACUCGCUGAAGCUAUUAGAAAAAGAUAAAAAUUAAGAAAUUAAUAAUAAUAAUAAUAAUAGUCUCCUACUUAAAUAAAAUAACUAGUUUAAAAAUUAGGAGAAAAUUAGGAAAAAUUAGACCAAUAACAUAAUAAAUUAGUUAAUUUAAAAUAAAAUAUAGAUUCAAUAUAAAAAAAUACAGAUGAAAAUAAACUACCAUAAAUUUAAAUAGCGCAAAACAAUACGAACAUUAUAGUUGUACCAAAUGAAGCCAUAUAAUAAAAGAUAUAAAAAUAAUAGUAAAAUAAUAUAAAAGAAAAAUAAAAUAAUAUUAAUAAUAAUAGUAAUAAUAUUAAUAUUAAAAAUAAUAAUAAUAAUAAUAAUAAUAAUAAUAAUAAUAAUAAUAAUAAUAAUUUAAAUGUUAUUUAUCCAGAAAUAGUAGUAGAAAAUCCAUAAGAACAUGAUAGACCAACGUCUUCAGAAAUAAAAAGAAAGAAAAAAAUUAUAUGA